Molecule: messenger RNA, 190 nt
Organism: Perkinsus marinus ATCC 50983
Lineage: Eukaryota; Perkinsozoa; Perkinsida; Perkinsidae
Exons: 2
Coding region: 2-190 (62 amino acids)
Source: RefSeq, a predicted model, not a curated record
GAUGCCAGACUCAGCAGAUGGAGUUUGGAAAACUGGUGGCAUUCCAGAAGUUCGGAAAGAUGUACUGUCCCUGCGGCUUGGACGUGAUGGUUUCCCUGCUAACUCGGGAGAGGAAAGGAAACUGCUUAAGUUCUUUGAGGAUCCUUUUGGGGAUCAAAUACAAAAGAACAAGAACGAUAUGCAUGUUUGA